Xyrichtys novacula (pearly razorfish) is the source of this 7298-nucleotide messenger RNA. The record is from the annotation of a GenBank genome assembly. Lineage: Eukaryota; Metazoa; Chordata; Actinopteri; Labriformes; Labridae.
ACUUGAAGGGGGUUUGUUUCGACCUUGGAGUUUGACGUAAGCGGCAGCAUGGCAGGCAGGGAACCAAACGUAAGUGUUGCAGUGACAGUAUUAUUUUGGUGCACAGCAGAAAUGUCUAUUUUCCUAUGAAGGGUCAGAUGCUCUCGUAGACUUAAAUGUGCAUACUGACCAUCAGCUAGUUAUGAAUGAAAAAAACGUAUGGGUUGGUCACCUGUCAAAUCAGUUAGCAUGUCGCACUGGUUGACUUGUCUCAUGGUUCAUUGCAUAACUUGAUUUAAAAGGUCGUGAACCCUCUAAGUUAGGUUAUCAUCUCUUUAUGUAAAUGUGUGUCUAGAGUGAGUGAACACGUAGAUGCUGAUUCAUCUCUACUGCCUCACCACUUCUCUCACUUCACCCUCAUCCUUGGGUAAUGUAAAGGAUGCCAAAUGAUACAAACCCAGUUAAGUUAUUGAAAGUUAAGUAAGCCCUUCCCCAGUAAGCCCUCAGGAUUUAGUUUGAAGUGCUUGAAAUUAUAAAUAGUACACUAGGUUAGUUGUGUGCUUUCUGUUAUAUCAGCAUGCAAACCCCAUUCACUCAGCGCUGGCUAUUGUAUGACAGUAAGAGAACUUUUUCAAAUUAAAAAAAUGUAUUUUCACAAGUUAGUUUGGUACCCGUAUCUGCAUUGAACAACUCUCUUAAACCAAAGUGGCCAGUCAGUCAGUCUUUGGAGAAGUAGCCCCUGUUUUCUUUUAUUUCAGUAUGAGAAAAGCUCAUGUGCUCUUUUGAAUGCUGCAGAUUUUUCAAUUGAUUUCAGGGGCAGCUGAAAAUCAGUGAUUGAGUUGGUCACUUUAUUUGGUUUUAAACCUUGGUUUUGCUUGGCUGUAAGAUCUAAUGUGAGUAUGAUGAAGCUGACAAAUUAGAGAGGAUAUGAAGGAGUGGUUCCCAAACCUUUGGAGGAUGAAAACGUUCUGUGCCUUGAACAGCAUAUGAUUAUUUUUUUCUGUAAUUUUUAAUUUCUGUGUUAGAAGAAGAAGCCAUUCAGGGUUCUUGUAUGUGAAUUUUGUAUAAUGCAGAGAGUGGUUUAUGUUUGACUGAUGCAGCUUUCACAAAGCCAUGGGGGUCCUGGGCUGGACUAAGUAUCGUGACAAACAUUUCACUUUUUUGUUUUUGGUUACUGAUUUCAUAAACUACUGAUCAUCCCUAUAUUUCCUUCCUGUAGAACUUAUAUCAAAAAUGAAUCAAAUAGGGCAAACUAAAUCCAGAAAACAAGUCUCAUGCAUGGUCUCUGUUAUUGUCCCACCCCCAAAUGCACACACACCGUAGCGCUUUGUCCAGCACCUGAGGGAUCUGACAGGCCGGAUGUCCUCGUCUGGUGGCAAAGGGGCAGGAUUAGGACUGAAGCUGCUGCUUGGAGCUGGUGCAAUGGCAUAUGGAAUUAAAGAAGCCGUCUACACAGGUAAACAAAAGUUCAGAUCAAAAACAUCUGUCUUAAUGAAGGAUCGUCUAAUUUAGGUGGCAGUGAGUGUGUUGGUGUUUUUAUAAUAAAGGCUAUGUGGUCAUUCAGUUUUAUUUUCCAUUUUGUCUUUAUUUCAUCAAAUCUGGAUCUGAAUUGAAUUGUGGGUUGAAUGUGAUUAUACAUCCUUAAAAAUAGUGCAUGUGGUAGUGGUCUUGUGUGUUGUAAGGAUCAGUGAGCUCAGUUUUACUUUGUUUGUAUGCUAGUUAACCUCUACACUGUGUGUGUGUGUGUGUGUGUGUGUGUGUGUGUGUGUGUGUGUGUGUGUGUGUGUGCGUGUGUGUGUGCGCGUGUAGUUGAAGGUGGUCACAGAGCUAUCAUCUUCAACAGGAUUGGCGGGAUGCAAAUGGACACUAUUCUGGCUGAGGGGCUCCACUUCAGGUAGGAUUCAGUGCUUUCAUUGUUGUGUCUCAGGAUCAUUACUGUGUCAGAAAUAGUACACUAAAAAUCUUAGAGUGUAAAACAGUAAAGAACAAAUGCAUCAGUCCUUUGUUUUUUUUGACCUGUAUGAACUGAGACCAACUCCAAACUUGUAGCAGUAAUUUUUUUUCAGAGAAGAUAUUGAUCUUUCUCUCUUGGACAUAAACAGUGGUAAUUUGUGGUCAUGGAUCACAUGAAUCACAUUUUACAGAUGAUGCUAACCAUACAGAGGCAAACUUGCACAAGUAAAAUCCAAAAUAAGCUGAAUAGACCCUUAGCUGUUUGUGUUCUUCAAGAGAUGAACCUUUAGGGCUUGUCUUUAGAUCAACCCGUCACAUCUAACCACAGGCUUUAGCAUAUACUGUUGAGUUGAGUCUAAGUGAUUCAAAAGAUACAGUCAAAAACACUGGGCCUGUGAGACAAUGCCGUUGUGUCUUCUUACACACAAACUGAGUAGUCAGCACUUUGUCCAUCCAGCAAUCAACGUCUGGAUGGACAAACUGCCCACUCAUAUUUCCAGAGCCGUGCCACCCCCUUCCACUGAGCAGAUAUCAAUCAAAUUGGAUUGAAUUACUCAGUAGCGUACCACUGUUCUCUUCACAUGCAUGAUUAAAGCCUGAUGAGGGUGGAAAGUGUUGUGAUGCUACGCUGGUAUGCAUGUGCAGCUAAGUGGUUGCUUGCUCUUUUAUGUAGGGGUGGGAGAAAAAAUCGAUACAGCAUAGUAUUGCAAUAUUUUGUCUAGUGAUAUAUCGUCUCAUCCACCAAGUGUCGAUUUUUUCAAAUUAAUUGCUAAUAUGAACUCAAGUCUAGUCUAUAAGAAAAUAAACAAACAACAAACAUGGCAACACCUAGGGAAGGACAUUAGGAAUGCAAGUAUGGCACAAAUGAAAUAGACCUGACACAUAAGGUUUGCAAGAAGUGCUGCAUGAAAAUAAAAUACUGUGUAAAUAAGACAAACGUACCAGAAAGACAAAUGCUUAAUCAGCUAAGCAUUUGAAAAAGUUGUACAAAUCACAGUAUGUGGUAUUGCAAUACUCACUGUAUCGCAAAACGUUUUAAAUCACAGUAAUAUUGAAUCGUGGCCCGAGUUUCAUGAUAAUAUCGUAACGUGAGGCCACUAGUGAUUCCCACCCCUACCUUUAAGCACCAUCUUUUGGGUUCCUCUCUGCUUUUUACACAGCUAUACUGGUUGCAUGGCCUGUAGGAUGCUGCCUUGUUUUACGCUCAAUACUGGCAAAGUCAAAGAUUUUUACACAUGCUAUUAAAUUGGUGUCUGUGUUGUAGGAUCCCAUGGUUUCAGUACCCUAUAAUAUAUGAUAUCAGAGCCAAACCAAGGAAAAUAUCCUCUUUGACUGGCAGCAAAGGUAAAAUACACACACAUACACAUCGUGUCUUUUGGAAGUAGGGCCAUGCUGUGAGGGAAUCAGGUUCAUGUUUGUCAGAAUUGGCUUAUUAACAAAGAAAGCAGAGUUGUUGCCUCGUUUUCUUUUCCAGUUCCUUAUUGGAAAACGAAGUGUACAACACAACCAUAAAAUAUGACAAAGGACGUUUUCUUUCUUUCGCAGCCCCAACACAAAAAGGACAUUUUAGAGUGUAUAGCAUUCAGGUUUACUGGCAAGUGAUAUGUCCUAUGAAGAAUCUUAAAUUGUAAGAGUUUAUGCCUCCAGUCAAUGAUCCUUAUUGAACAUCAGAGCAAAUCAGUUUUUCUCUUUCACAGAGGGUCUUGGUUCUUUCUAUGUACCGCUUUUACAUCAGCAUGUUAUAGGCCAGGUUACUACCUAUUGUUACAGCAUGACAGGAAAGCCCAAAGUUUCAUGGAAAGGCAAAUGGAGAGGCUUAAAGGUUUUCAAAUCAAUUUUUGAACGGGAUAUAGCAAAAAAAAUCACCUUUUCAUAGUGUCUAAAUAUGUAUUACUGCUUAAUUUUCUGUAAACAUUAAAAGUGCUUCCCUUUUGUAACAUCUUACCUUGAGCAAACCAUACCUGCUGAUAAGAUUGUUUACAGCGUCUCUUGUCAAAGAGUGCACCCCCCUGCAUUUAAAGACUGUAAACGUUCCUUUAAAGACAUUGCACUUAUUUAAGUCCAUGUCACACAAAAGAGAUAACAUUGAUGGGUGUUGUGUUGGUAUUAAGAUCUUCAGAUGGUGAAUAUAGGAGUACGGGUACUGUCCAGGCCCCUGGCAUCCAGUCUACCUGCAAUGUAUCAACAGCUCGGGAAGGACUAUGAUGAAAGAGUGCUGCCCUCCAUUGUCAACGAGGUCCUGAAGUCUGUGGUGGCAAAGUUUAAUGCCUCACAGCUCAUCACACAGAGAGCACAGGUAUCAUGUCAUGAGCUCAGUCAUGUUUGUUUAAUGACUGACUGUUUCAACACAAUAGCUAAUAUGAUGAUAUGAUAUCAUGGUAGUGACUUGGUUCGCAACUGGUUGCUUCUGUUUAUGUGUGUGUGUGUUUGUGUAUGUCUAUGUAUAAUGCAUUUGUAUUAUGUAUCCUGUACUGUUCCUCAGGUGUCGCUGCUGGUGCGCAGAGAGCUGUUUGAGAGGGCUAAAGACUUCCACAUUAUUCUUGAUGAUGUGUCCAUCACAGAGCUGAGCUUCAGCAGUCAGUACACUGCCGCCGUGGAGGCCAAGCAAGUUGGUAAGGCUCAGUAUCACACACUGAGGCACACUGAGCUUUAAGCAGGGAUUUCAAUCAUCUCAGCUCAAAUGAAAGGGCUCUUUCUUAAGGACGUGUCCAGCUUUAUAGAUGAGAGGCCUUCAGGAGCUUCAAUGAGUUAAACACGCAGAUCUUGAUUUUAAUAUCAUCACCUCCACAGUCUUUUCACUUGACGUCAUACACACAGUUCUUCUUUGUUAAUCACCUGCAAAACACACACCAACAAAACUUACAAUUUGUUUGGAUGUACACACAAUUUUGUUCUUUAUUUGGUAUCCUGGUAAAUCGGGUCAGUAGAGUAUCAAAUCUUAAAACUACUCCCUAAUAAGGGUAUGUAUGAGAAAAACCUUGAUGUCAUGUGAAUUGUGAGUUAUACUCUGUGUCUGCUGAAGCUUGUUUGACUAACUUAGAUGUGGAAAUCAUCUUCAGUGCCAUGAUACAGUAAAUUGUCUCAUUUUCAUCAUCCCCUCACAGGCAAAAGUUGUCCCCAAAAAAAGUCAUAACAUGUACAUCUACUUAAGUCAUAUACAUGAUUCGCUGUCCUUGUGGCCUGACGUUUAUGACUAGAAAACUGAAACAAAGCAUCUGCCACUAAUAAACUGUAAUCAGUCAACCACUAAUGUUUAAUGCAUCAAAAGUGUAAAACAUUUUUAAAUUUGUAGGUUUGUGCAAAGAUGUCCUGAAGCUGUAUUCUACCAACCACAUCGUUGAUAUAGGUGACAAUAAUGCAAGUGUGUGUUUUAGCCCACCAAGAGGCCCAGAGAGCCCAGUUCUAUGUGGAGAAAGCCAAACAGGAUCAAAGACAGAAGAUCAUCCAGGCUGAGGGAGAGGCUGAAGCAGCAAAGAUGGUAACUGACUGACUGACUGACUGGCUGGCUGGCUGGCUGGCUGACUGGCUGACUGACUGACUGACUGACUGACUGACUGACUGACUGACUGACUGACUGACUGACUGGUCCACCUAACUUUUUCUCACUCUAUAGAAAGCAGUGUUCAACUUCAGAAGUAUAUCCUACUGACAUCAAACUGAAGUCAGAAAACUGCUCUGCUGGUUUCAGUUUUGUUAACAGUUUGAGCGAGACAAUAAACAAAGAUUUAAGGCCUCAUUCAUGAUGUCUUAGGAUUUUUUUAAAUUGGUUCUCAUGAAGGUAUUUCACAAAAUACAUUUUGCACUCACACAUUAGCACAUACACGACAGGAAGAGAGAUUUUGAGAGUUUUCAGGCUUUGCUCCUGCAUUAUCCUUGAUAAGAGAACUUUAGUGAAUGUCAGAAUCUUAAAAACUGCACAAGUGGGUUUGAAAAACAAAUUUCUUCUCAAGAACAGCUGGUUUCUGAGGCCUGUUGUCUAUAAUGACAAAACUUUUAUCUCUUUGUGUUGAUUUUGUCUCUGUUGUUGUUGGUAUUUGCCAGCUGGGCCUCGCAAUAAAUAGGAACCCAGGUUAUUUAAAACUGAGGCGGAUCAGAGCGGCUCAAACCGUGGCAAAGACGGUCAGUAUCAUAUCUUGUCAUUAAUGGCUUAAACAGCCAAUUAUUUUACAUCAGUGGAGAUAAUGAUGUUGAUAAUCAUGUUCAUAAUUAUGUCUGUGACCUUCUCCAGGUGGCAACAUCUCAGAAUAAGAUGUACCUUGAUGUCGACAGUUUGGUCCUUAACCUACAAGAUCAGACCUUUUUUAAUAAGUAGGUUUGCACCCUCUCCUUCACUCACUCUCCUUCACUCACUUUAGCUUGCUGUGGCGUGUAAACACAUUCUAAACACUCAUGUAACAGCUGAUCGAUUUGAUAAUCCCACUGUAGAGAUAAGUUAUUCUGAUGCACAGAUAAUAGCGAGCAGUAGUAUAGUAAAUAGACUGUUUCUAUAGUCCUACCUCUCGUCUUCUGAACACCCAAAGCGCUUUUAACUUACGUAUUGCAUUCACCCAUUCACACCACAUUCACACACUGAUGGUAAAGGCUGCUAUGCAAAGAGUCCAACUCUUAUCUGAUUCACACACUCCUGAGCAUAGCCAGAAGGGCCAGUUUGGGUUGAAGUGUCUUGUGAAAGUGUCACUUUCAAAUAUAGACAGCAGGACCAGGGACUGAACUCCCAACCUUCAAGUUAAGAGACAAUCAACUACAUACACCCCUACUAAUUAUAAAUAAUGAAGAGUGCUCUGAUCGUCUUUAUCACGUGUCAUGUGGUGAUGCUUGUAUCCUUUUUUGUCAGCAUGUCGUCGGUUCAGAAGUGAUGAAGAGGACAUGAGGGGAGGGAGUACGACUGUCCAUCAUCGGCUUUUUGACAGAGAGAAUCAAAUAGAGGACUCUGUAAAGUUGGUUUUAGGUCCGUACAAUCGCUUCAGGAGCAAUUUCACUGGGACUUUCUAAUGCACAAAAACUGGAGUGAAUGUAUUUAUUUGUAUUUAUUCACCAUAGUGAGUUAGCCUGAUAAUGCCAGGCUAACUUUCCCUGGCAUCUUGUGCAGAGAGACCGAUUUCUGUCUGUAUUCUUCUUCCAUUGUAACUAUUGAUCUGGCUGCCACUUUUCACACACAUAUGACAAAAUCAUCUCUCAGUCUUCUUAUUGGUCUCCUCAGUAAGUAUGGCAUGGAGAUGUUUGUCAGUGCUCCAUAUCUCUGCUAAUGUGAGAUAGUUUUACAAUGUUAGGGUUGUGUCGGUUCAUGCAACAAAUAUAAUAUUGCAGCUUUCUGUGAUCAACUUAUUCAUCAAUAGAAUUACAUGAAUUAAAAUCUGAUAACUUGU